Periophthalmus magnuspinnatus is the source of this 4272-nucleotide messenger RNA. It is a transcript of the gene wwc3, whose product is annotated as WWC family member 3. Gene Ontology annotation, cellular component: cytoplasm. The record is from RefSeq and is a predicted model, not a curated record. NCBI's taxonomy places the organism in Eukaryota, Metazoa, Chordata, Actinopteri, Gobiiformes, Gobiidae. Gene Ontology annotation, biological process: regulation of DNA-templated transcription; negative regulation of organ growth; cell migration. Bases 294 to 3695 code for a protein of 1133 amino acids. Gene Ontology annotation, molecular function: molecular adaptor activity; kinase binding. The transcript has 23 exons.
UUUAUGCAAAUCUGCUCCAGCCGAAUAUGGACACGGAGGAAUGAAAUAUGGUGGAGGAGGCGAACAUGGACGACCGAGGACCGUGAGAGCGCUGGGAGUUCGUUACCAGAAAAGUGGAUGUAUCUCCGAGGGGACUUUUUCAGUGCGCAAACUUUAGUGGAAACUUUACGCACGGGGCGUUUUUACUUUUCACGGAGCAGAGCGGCGAGGCGGCGUAGUGUUGUUAUGCGGUGAAGAGGAGCGACUUUUUGGGGGGAUAAAAAGCAGGGCAGGGGGCUCACCAUCCCGACGCUAUGCCGUGGCUGAGCGGCGGAAAGCGGAGAGAGAGCUCGGAGCUGCCGCUGCCCGCAGGCUGGGAGGAAGCACGGGACUACGACGGAAGAGUGUUUUUUAUCGAUCACAACACACGGCAAACUUCAUGGAUAGACCCCAGAGAUAGGAUCACAAAGCCACUGACGUUCGCUGACUGUGUCGGGGACGAGCUGCCUCUUGGAUGGGAGGAGGUUUACGACCAACAAGUCGGAGUGUACUACAUUGACCACAUCAACAAAACUACACAAAUAGAGAACCCACGCACACAAUGGCGGCAGGAGCAGGAGCGCAUGCUGAAGGAGUACCUGGUUGUGGCCCAGGAGGCACUAGAGGCCAAGAAGGAGAUGUACCAGAUCAAGCAACAGCGGCUGGAGCUGGCCCAGCAGGAGAUGCUACUGUUCAGGGAGCUCUCCGAGGACAACCGCUCCCUCACCAGCACUCACUCCAGCACCUCAUCGAAUGCAAAAUACGACCCUGACCAAAUUAAAGUGGAAGUGGCUUGUAGACGUGAGCGGCUGUCCCGAUUGAAGCACGAGCUGGCCCAGGUGAAGCAAGAGCUGCAGUUUAAGGAGAUGGGAGUGGAGACGUUGCAGGAAAUUGACAGGAAGAUGUCGAGCAGUCAGACCAACUACAAACUGGACGAGGCUCAGGCCAUUUUCAACGAGCUACGCAGCAUCAAGAAGGCCAUCAGCUCUGGCGAGAAGGAGAGGCAGGACCUCAUACAGAGCCUGGCGAAGCUGACAGUGAACUUCCAGAGCAGCCUGUCGAUCGGGGACUCGAGUGGAGACGUGAACCACAGUGGGAGCUCCGACUGUGUGCUGCAGCAGUACUGUGACACAGGCUGCCAGACCGAGCCACUGGGGGAGUAUGGCUCCCAAGACUCUACCCAUUUGGUGGACAAAGUGAAACUGAACUGGCAGUACGAGGAGGCCAAGAAAAAGGUGCAGAGUAUCCAGCACCAGCUCGCACAGCUGGACAGUGAGAGCUGGAGUGGCCGCGCUGAGGCCGACAGAGACUUCCUGCAGCUGCUGAAGGAAAAGGAGGCUCUGCUGCAGGAGUUGACCCUGCUCAGCAAACAGCAACCGUCCCAAGACACUCUACUGCGACUGGAGCAGGAGCGCAGCCGCCUAGAGGACGAGGUGCAGCAGGCACACAGCUCCCAGAGCCAGGGGGCCAACCAGAGGGUCCUGCAGCAGGAGAAGAGGAAUCUUUUGCUGAGACAGCUGGAGGAAGCAACUCGCAUCACAACGUAUCUGCACUCCCAACUCAAGAGUCUGUCGGCCAGUUCGCUGACUGUUUCCUCCAGCAGCAGCAGGGGCUCUCUGGCCUCAAGUCGGGGGUCUUUGGCCUCUAGUCGCGGCUCGCUCAGCUCCAUCAGCUUCAGCGACAUCUACGGCCUGCCCCAGUUUGAGCGCCAUGAAGGAGAGCCUCUGGACCCCCACCUGCGAUACCUCCUAUCCCAGGACACUGGCAUGUUUCCCCCAGACCCCCUGUCCCAGAGCAAGACCAAACGAUCCCAUGAUACACCACAGUCCUUAGCAUCCUUGUCGUCCCGCUCCUCUCUCUCCUCCCUCUCACCUCCCAGCUCGCCCAUGGAUACGCCCUACCACUCUGCACCCCAGGACUGCCCUCUGACACAGAUGACAGAGGAGUAUAUGGAGCAGGCAGGAAGGGGGCUGCUAGAAGAGAUCAGGGCACAGUCCCAAAGUCAUCCCCACUCAGCCACUGCCAUGUUGGGGUCUGACGACGCAGGACCUCAGGGUGAGGGCAAGAGUCAUAGUCCAGCACAGCCCAGCUUCACCUCCACAGGGGUGACUCUUCGGGGCAACAGUGCAAACAGAAGUGGCAGAAGAACCAGGAGGGUCUCAGCAGGGCUGUCAGAGGACGCCCUGGCCACAGACAGUGGGGUGUUUGAAGCCUGGGGCAGGAGGGCUGAAGAUGCUGAGGACUUGUCUUAUAUCAAAGAGCUGCCAUCUGUGAAUGAGCCCACAGUGAUCCAGCUAGGACUGCUGUGGGAGUCUACUUCUCAGUCUCUGCGGUUGCAUCUGCUGCAGCUCAAGAAUCUGAACAAGUCUCUGGUUAAAGAUGGUUAUAAAGUGUAUGUGAAGGUGCACUUGGUUCCCCUGGAUGCGUCCCGGGCCUGUGCAUUUUACUGCUGCACAGCGCUGGAGCCACAGUCCAACCUGAGUUUUAAUGAGGGUUUCCGGAUCCCCGUCCCGCCCAACGCUCUGGCUCUCAGUGCUCUGCAGCUCUCUGUGUGUGCCCUGGGACCACAGGCACAGGAUGAGCUGCUGGGUAAAGCACAGGUGGGCCUGUCAGACUGUGAAAGGAGCGUGGACAUGUUGUACCACUCUCUUCAACUGCAGAUGGUGAGUCCAGAGCCCAGACCUGAAGCCAAAACUCUGCGCCAGCAGCAGGACGGUCCUGAGGAGAGGCCUAGGGUCCUGGACAAGGUCUGUAGUCUGCUGUCCCGGACCAACUCACAUCAGGAGGGUAGUGACCUGGAGACACUGCAGCAUAAGAAGAGUGAAGAGCAGAGAGAGGGACAGGCUGAAAGGAACUGGCAGGCUGAAUCAGUGGACAGUGGCUGUGGUAAUAGCACAGCCUUCACUGCCCUGUGCUCUGAGGGGCUCUGUGCUGAUGGGACAUACCUCACCACCGGAGGGCGGCGUGACAUCACUCUUACAAAAAUGCCUGCAAUCAAGGUGGAGAAGGCGACCAUGACUGAGGGACCAUUUCCAGAGCUGGUGCGAGUGCGUCCCAAAGACAGAGGAGGGCGCUGGAGCCACUCCCCGUUCAUGAGGGGCAGCACCAUCGUCCGCUCACAGACUUUCUCUCCUGGGGCCCGCAGCCAAUAUGUCUGCCGGUUGUAUCGCAGUGACAGUGACAGCUCAACUUUACCAAAGAAAACUCCUUUUGUCCGAAACACGGUGGAGAGGAGAACAUUACGAUAUAAGCAGCAGUCAUACCACUCAUCCCUGGCAGCACAGCCCACUCGCACCUCUCUGGAUCUGGAGCUGGAUCUCCAGGCCUGCAGGGUGCGCCAGAGACAGCUACUGGAGGAGCUGAGCGCUCUGCGAGAGCUUAAGCUACGGUUGGAGGAGCCUCAGAGUCGGGACACGUCCGAGUUGCCCCACUGGGCACUUCGUGAUGAGCGCUUCAGAAGGCUGCUGCGAGAGGCACACAGACAGGCGAGCCAAAGCAAACAGGAACAGCGACAGGAGGAGGCAGCAGAGCGAAGGCUGAGGAAAGCAUCCAAAGAGGUGCUGCAGAUGAGAGGGCAGAGCAAGGAGCCACUGCCUGUCCAGACCUUCAGAGAGAAGAUGGCUUUCUUCACUAGACCAAGGUUCAACAUACCUCCUUUACCGGCAGAUGACGUGUGAGGUGCAUCUUGACAAACAUGAAGUAUUUUUCUGAGCACAUGAAGUACAAAUGUCCUACAACUCAAUGCAGAUGUGACAUUUUCUAGUGUUAGCUUUGCUCAAAACAUGUUACAGACAGUUUUGCCGACAACAAGCCGACUGUUCAGCUCCUUUUUGGGGAAAUUUCUUUUUUACUCCUGUUACUUAAGAAAAGGCUGGAAGAGGGGAACAAAAGUCGGUUUGGACAAAUUCACUGUACUGUAACUUAUUGUAUAGUACUUUUCCUUGAAGGAAAUUGAAAACGCUUCGGGCUUUUUAAGUGUAUUUUUUAGCUUUGAACAAAUAGCACUUCAGUGUUUUUACAAGAUUAUUGUCUAAUUUCUCUUUCCUAAUUCUUAAAAAAAACAAACUUAUUUCAACAAAUGUCACUUUGUAAUCCACUUCUAUUACAAAAUGUUGUCUUUUGUUAUUAUGUAUUAAAAAUGAAUAUUAUUUCAUGUACUAUUCAAUAUAUGAAUGAAUAUAUGAGACACUGUUUCAGAUUUUUUUUUAAAGAUGUCUGUAUGAACUCUCUGCAGUGUUACCUCUUUGUGAAGAU